Molecule: messenger RNA, 4878 nt
Organism: Ruditapes philippinarum (Manila clam)
Lineage: Eukaryota; Metazoa; Mollusca; Bivalvia; Venerida; Veneridae
Product: serine/threonine-protein phosphatase PP1-beta catalytic subunit
Exons: 8
Coding region: 105-1082 (325 amino acids)
Cellular component (GO): nucleus; cytoplasm
Molecular function (GO): protein serine/threonine phosphatase activity
Source: RefSeq, a predicted model, not a curated record
GUAAAGACAUAAAUGAAGCAUUAGUAAAAUUACAUGGUUGUGCAUUACUGUAUGAGGUCAAAGGUGUUGUCGUAUGACGUCACACCUUAAUACUUCCUUACAAAAUGGCGGAGACAGAAUUGAAUGUUGACAGCUUGAUUUCUCGGCUUCUAGAAGUUCGAGGAUGUCGUCCUGGGAAGACUGUACAGAUGACAGAAGCCGAAGUUAGAGGACUUUGUUUAAAAUCAAGAGAAAUUUUCCUCAGUCAGCCCAUCCUUCUUGAACUAGAGGCCCCACUCAAAAUUUGUGGUGAUAUACAUGGUCAGUACACAGAUUUAAUGAGACUGUUUGAAUAUGGAGGAUUUCCACCAGAAGCCAACUAUUUAUUCCUAGGUGAUUAUGUAGAUAGAGGGAAACAGUCCUUGGAGACAAUUUGUUUGCUGUUGGCUUACAAGAUAAAAUAUCCAGAAAACUUCUUUUUACUGCGGGGUAACCAUGAGUGUGCUAGUAUAAACAGAAUCUAUGGAUUUUAUGAUGAAUGUAAAAGAAGAUACAAUGUAAAGUUAUGGAAGACAUUCACAGAUUGUUUCAAUUGUUUACCUAUAGCAGCCAUUAUCGAUGAGAAAAUCUUCUGUUGCCAUGGAGGUCUUUCACCAGAUUUACAAUCAAUGGAACAAAUAAGAAGAAUUAUGAGACCAACAGAUGUGCCUGACACAGGUUUAUUAUGUGAUUUACUAUGGUCAGAUCCUGACAAAGAUGUACAAGGUUGGGGAGAGAAUGACAGAGGUGUAUCAUUUACAUUUGGUGGUGAUGUUGUCAGUAAAUUCCUGAACAGACAUGAUUUGGACUUGAUAUGUAGAGCUCACCAGGUUGUAGAAGAUGGUUAUGAAUUCUUUGCCAAGAGACAGUUAGUUACGCUGUUUUCUGCACCAAAUUACUGCGGAGAAUUUGACAAUGCUGGUGGUAUGAUGUCUGUAGAUGAAACUCUUAUGUGCUCUUUCCAGAUCCUGAAACCUUCAGAAAAGAAGGCAAAGUACCAAUAUGGGGGUAUGAACUCCGGUCGACCUAUCACGCCACCACGAGGUCCACAGAAGAAAAAGUAAUGUAACUGACAGUGCAGUUGACAGCACUGUUAACAGACAUAAACAUUUUAAACUAUGGUGCCACAUGUGUGAUAUUUAUGCAGGUUCUUGCAUGCGGUUGUGUGAAGCUAAAUACUGUGUUAGUUUAUAUCAUGAGGAACACUUUUGUGAUCAUAUUGACACAUAGCCAGAUAGGAUGAAAAUUUUGCUUGCAUACAUGAAAAAACCAUUUCUGUAGAAAUCUUCUUAUAUUAUCACUUGUGUUUUUACAAUUUUACUUUACCUACGUGUACUGAAAAUUUAUGACUUUAAAAGUUAUGAGCACACGAUACUGGUGAUACUUUAGCAUGUUUUCGACCAUACGAAAGCUUUUUGCUUUAAGAUAAAUCUGCACGGUAAAGGCUGCACUUUUAGUUAUAUAAACUACUAGUAUUAGUAAAACUUUCUUAAGCAAUUAUUGCACGAUUGUUAUACAAGGUAAAUCAUUGUAUUGCCAUACCAUAGCUAUUGAAAUCCACUGGUUGUGUCAAAUGGCAGAUCAGAAAAAGAUAAACACCCAAGUUAUCAAAAUGGCAAUUUGCUUAUCAGCUGUUUUAAAGUUUAAUUAUUAAAGUAUAGUGGAAUGACAGAAUAAAUCUAAAAUGAGAAAAAAAGAAUUCGUCAUCAGACAUUGGCUUAAAAUGAUUUGGCAUGUUACUGUUAGAAUAGAUACUUUGGGUUGAAUUCUGCGUUUUGAAUUUUAUUUUUAGACGGGGAAAAAAACAAACGAAAAAUAAUUCAUAUUGAUAGGCAUGAGUUAGAUAUUGUUCAUACAUGACAUGAACAUGUUAAAAAGUGCUUACAUAAUUAAAGUUCUGUUUAUUUUUCUAAUUUCUGUUUUGUAUGUAAAACAUUUUUGUCUUUUAAAAUGGUUUUACUGUUUCCGUAGCAAUAAGCAUGCACAGAUUGUAACCAUGAUAUCAUGACAUUAUUAUGAUGAUGUCUUGCUUUUGGUAGAGCAAAUACUGGUGCUUUUUACAUUCUCACGAGGGUACAUCAAUAUAUAUAGAGAAUUGUUCACAUUUUUUAUGGAUUUUAAAUUGAUUAACGAGAAUGAGUUUAUAAGACUGAGAUUGUGGCAUCUCCCUAAAAAAGAAAAUGUUUAAAAAGAACAAAAACAAGAAAAAACAGCAAUUUUUAACAAAAUAUUAAUAUGAAUAAGGUGAAAACUUUGCAAAACUUAACAACACAUUUUGGUUUUGACAAUUAAGUUUUUGGUCAGAAUACAGAAAUUAUGUGCUGUGGCAUGGUUCUCUUAUUUUACAGUUGAAUAAUAAAUGGUAUACUACCAUUGUUUGGUAGAAAUUUUGAUUUGUAAGAAUUGUUUUCCUUUGCUUAAACCUUCCUAUACUGAUGCAGUGCUUAUUUGUUGGUUAUUGGUUGAACAAUUUUAUAACUACGGCAUAGAAAGAAAUAUUUGUUAUUAUAGUUUUUAGCUAUAUAUUGUAUGUUUGUGCAAACAAUCAAGAAUGUCACAAUUCUUGUGCAGUUUGGUUUUUUAUCUAAAUAUAGGAAGUGAUGUGCAUUGUUCGAUAAGGAAUUUGCUCAAAAUGUGAAUUAGUUUGGAUUUAUAAAUGAAAGUUUUUUUUUGUAAAAAAAAUCUUGGCCUUAAUAUUUUUUUUUAAUACAUUAAUUUCUUUGACUUUCUGUAGGCACAUAGUAAAGUCAGAAAAGGGAUAUUUUUAGAUAGAAUUAAUCAUAUUUGGUUAAUUGUGAUGUAUGUUCAAAUAUUGUCAUUUUUUUUUUUUAAUUUUUUAAUAAAUUGUAAGCUUCAUUUUAAAGAAAUACUGAGCAAGUUGUAAAUAGAUUGAUACUUCUACAAAUUUAUACAGGUAUAUUAUAUGAAUCAUAUCUUAAUAAAGAUUAUUUAUGUAGUAGAACCUGUUAGCUUACUUUGUUGUGAUAUUAAUUAUGCAAAAUAUAUUUCUAUGUUUUUAUUUAGGAUUGGGAGUAAUGAUUUUGCUUCUUUGGUUUUGUUAAAAUAAUUUUUGAUUACCUUUUAUUACUUAUAGAUAUCUUAUAUACAUACAUACACAGAUCAUAGAUAGAAAAUGAUUCAAAAUUGAUGACUUUCAGGUCAGUUUGUAGACCAGUCUAAGAAAGGAGUUUAGCUUUUGGCUGAUUCCAUAUUUUAUUCAUUUAGAUAACCAAUCAGCCUCUGGGAAACAUUUUAAGAAUGUUCUUGUAUUAUUUUGAAUAAGAAAAAGACAUUUAGAUAUUGGAGAAAGGAUUUUGUGUCAGGGUGUUUAGAUAGUUUUUGACAGGUGUAAUUUAAUUUAGCUGGGAAUGGUUUGUACGGAUGAUCAUGUUAAAUAACAGUUCAAAGAUAUUUUUAUCUUAUAUUGUUCUAAAUAUUUAUACUGUGAAGACCAAGUUUAAUGAAUUAUUUAGAUAAUAGAAUAAGUGAAGUAAAGUAAAUGUUUGGGUCUUGGUGAGGGCCAAGUGGUUAAUUAAGAUCACUGACUUUAAACCACUUGCCUGUCACUGCUGCUGGUUUUAUUUGAGCCAAGGAUUGUGUAUUCUUUUAUGUGAGGAAGCUAUCCAGCUAGCUUAUGGAAGGUCAAAGGUUCUACUCCAGUGCUUGCUUAUGCCUGAAAUAAUGCACAGAGCCUUUCUCCAUUAGUAAAGCCCAAAAGUUGUCAUAAGACUUUAAUGUAAUGCCUCUUUUGGUUGGAUUACAAGUCCUAUCAUUAUAUUAUGUAAUGUUACAACUUAUAAUCUAACCAAACACACACAAAAAAAUGGAUACAACAUAUAGAUAUUUGUAACCUGCUUAGAAACUUCCCUGGAAGAUAGUUGUACAUAUGUGCUUUGAAAAAAACACAGAAAUAAUUUUAUCUUAAAACUUAACACAAUUAGUUACAUUUAUGUUUAUUUAUCACCUUUGAUGUUCAUUUAUUGCUUGUACAUGUAUAUUAAAACCCAGUGUCUGUAGAUAGUCAUUUGUCUUGUUUUUGUUGUGUUUGUUUUAAAAGAAGACGCUUAAUUAGCGUGUUGUUUUUUCCCUCUUCUUGUUAACCAUAAUUUUAUAUCAUAUGUGUCAAACAUUGUUCACUGAUUAAUGUUUUUUUCUUUUUUGUUGUAUCAUAUAAUCAUAUAUUCAUUAUGUUGUUAAGGAAUUUUGAUCUAAAUUUUAACAAAAGUAGCAUAUAUAUUUUGUACAUGUACAUAGAAUUAGACGUCUUGUAUGACAAAUUUGUCUGUAUGUUUAUAUAGAAGAAAUAUGAUCAGUGAGUUAGGGACAAAUUAUGUAAGAUAUGAAUAAGGUAAGCAAGAGAGAAACAAAACAAAUGAGAGAAUAAUUGAGGGGAAAUUUUUAAAUUAAAGAGGAACAAUAUAUGUGAAUGAAGAGCAAGAUAAGUAAAAGAGGAACAAUGCCAUGAAGAGGGAAGCAAGAUAAAGUAGGAAGUAACAAGAAAUAUUAAAGGGAAAUAAGAAAAGCAAAAAUGUAACAAAAAUAAGUGAGAACAACAUCAGCAAGAUAGAAACAUGGAGAGUGAAAACAAAAUAAGUGAGAAAUACUGAAAGUGAGAGAAAAACAAUAUUAGUGAGAGUGAAGAAACGAGAUGUCAACAAGAUAAGUGAGAAAUAUUGAAAAUUAGAGAAGAGUUAUAUAAGUGAGAGUGAAGAGACGAGAUAAUGUGAGAGAAAGACUUAUGAGAAAUUUUCAUACUUUGUUUCUAUUAUUUAAAUGAAGAUUACCAUAAUUUUGCUUUAGUUUACCAUAUGUUGACCAACUCUUUUUACUUGUGUAACCAUUCUUUGAAGUAAAACAAAA